CCCAGCUGUCAUUAUUAUUGCCUGUGUGGCCUUCUUGAGUGCUCAGGAGAAGAAAGGUGAAUUAUUGAUUCUGUCUAAUGCAGUUUCUCUGACUCGUAAAGAUGGCCUCCCAUCAUCACCCUCCCCGGAGGAUGUCUAAAUGUUUGCAGUCACCACACUGCAACUUACUCAGAUGUCAUGUCACCUCAGUCACACGCAGCACUCAGAACAGUGGCCGUGAGAUGUCACCUCAGUCACACGCAGCACUCAGAACCAUGGCCGUGAGAUGUCACCUCAUGUCACCUCAGUCACACGCAGCGCUCAGAAAUAACUCGGCUUGUUCCAUUUCCUUGAGUAGCCCUCAGAGUGGUGCCAAGGCAAAGAGUAGCGGGAGCAGUUGUUCCUUUAGAACGUCCAUCUGAUGCCUGGAGCCUGGGCUCUUCAUCUCUGCCAAACGUCCCCUUCCUCUUCCUCUGCCUCCAGACCUCUUCAGCAUCCUACACAUCCGGACCUGAACGCACCCCUGCAUCAUCUCUGUCUGGAUUCCUUAGGAUCAUCUGCCUCCUGAUUGGCUGAACCUGUGCUGUGCUGCUCACUGAUUGGUUCCAGCGGUGGUGGGCACAAAGCGACUCCCUGGAGGGCAUAGUUGCUGGGCGGGCUUCAGGUCGGGAUUGUUUACAGUGGGCGUGGGAUAUUGUUGUUGCCGUGGUUACACAUCGCUAAUUGAAAGAGAGAGAUGGAGCCAGCGUUCGCCAUGGGGAUGGCUGCUAAGCUUCGCAGCCAGUGGGACCGGGACCAGGGUUUGGGCCAGAACCACAACGCCGUCAAGUUCCAGGGGCAGGACUUCGAGUCGCUGCGGGCCCGCUGUCUCCAGACCCGGGCGCUGUUCGAGGACCCGCUGUUCCCCGCGCAGGCCUCCUCUCUGGGCUUCAACGAGCUGGGCCCGCGCUCCUCCAAGACCCAGGGCACGCGCUGGAUGAGGCCCACGGAGAUCUGUUCUCGGCCCCAGUUCAUCAUGGACGGAGCCACGCGCACAGAUAUCUGCCAGGGAGCGCUGGGUGACUGCUGGUUGCUGGCAGCCAUUGCCUCUCUGACUCUGAAUGAAAACCUUCUGAACCGCGUCGUGCCUCAUGGCCAGAGCUUCAGCAGUGGGUACUCCGGAAUCUUCCACUUCCAGUUCUGGCAGUUUGGAGAGUGGGUGGAGGUGGUGAUUGACGACAGGCUGCCGGUGAAGGACGGGAAGCUGCUGUUCGUGCACUCGGCCGAGGGAGGAGAGUUCUGGAGCGCCCUGCUGGAGAAAGCCUACGCCAAACUGAGCGGGUGCUAUGAGGCGCUGUCGGGCGGGAGCACGUCUGAGGGUUUUGAAGACUUCACGGGCGGCGUGACGGAGAUGUUCGAGCUCCGCAAGGCUCCGUCGGACCUGUACAGCAUCAUGGGGCGAGCCAUAGAGAGAGGCUCCCUGCUGGGCUGCUCUAUAGACAUCACCAGCAGUCGGGACCAGGAGGCUGUGACCUUCAAGAAGCUGGUGAAAGGUCACGCAUACUCAGUGACAGCUGUGGACGAGGUGGUGUACAGAGGGAACCCGACUAAACUGGUGCGGAUCCGGAACCCCUGGGGAGAGGUGGAGUGGACCGGAGCCUGGAGUGACAACUCAAGUGAAUGGGAGAAGGUGGACCGAUCAGUCAGAGGCCGUCUACAGAACCGUAGUGAGGAUGGAGAGUUCUGGAUGUCGUUCAGUGAUUUCCUGCGUGAGUUCAACCGUCUGGAGAUCUGCAACCUGACGGCGGACGCCCUGCAGGCGAGUAACCUGAAGAAGUGGAGCACGUCCCUCUACCAGGGCGAGUGGAGGAGGGGGAGCACUGCCGGGGGCUGCAGGAACUUCCCAGCCACUUUCUGGAUCAAUCCGCAGUUCAAGAUCUCCUUGCAGCAUCCGGAUGUGAGCGGCCAAUCAGACUGCAGCUUCCUGGUGGCGCUCAUGCAGAAGGAUCGCCGUCGGAAACGGAAGGAGGGCAAAGACAUGGAGACCAUCGGAUUCGCCGUCUAUGAAGUUCCCAAUGAGUAUCGGGGUCGCUCCGGCGUGCACCUGAAGCGAGACUUCUUCCUGACGCAUGGGUCCAGCGCCCGCUCCGAGCUCUUCAUCAACCUGAGGGAGGUGAGCACGCGCUGCAGUCUGCCCGCGGGGGAGUACAUCAUCGUGCCCUCGACCUACGACCCCAACAAGGAGGCAGACUUCGUCCUCAGGGUCUUCUCCGAGAAGCCCGCCAACUCUGAGGAGCUGGAUGACAACGUCACUGCAGAUCUUCCCACUGAGACUAAGUUGGACGAGGCUCAGAUUGAUCAAGGAUUCAAGAGCUUGUUCAGACAACUAGCUGGCGCAGACAACGAGAUAAGUGGGACAGAACUGCAAACCAUUCUCAACCGUAUCAUAGCCAAACAUAAAGACCUGAAGACUGAUGGCUUUACUGAAGAGGCCUGUCGCAGUAUGAUCAACCUGAUGGAUACUGAUGGUAGUGGGAAGUUGGGCCUGACUGAGUUCCAUGUGUUGUGGGAGAAGAUCAAACGCUACCUGACUGUGUUCAGACAGUUUGACCUGGAUAAGUCAGGCACCAUGAACUCUUAUGAGAUGCGCAUGGCCCUGGAGUCUGCAGGCUUCAAGCUGACCAAUCACCUGUUCCAGCUGAUCAUCCUGCGCUACACUGAAGAGGACCUCACCGUCGACUUUGACAACUUUGUCACCUGUUUGAUCCGCCUGGAGACCAUGUUCAAAACGUUCAAGACGAUGGACACAGAUGCGGACGGGGUCAUCUCCCUCAACUUCUUCCAGUGGAUUUCCCUCACUAUGUUCGCCUAGAGCGACUGCGUGUUGGCGGAGGAUUCGGUGCCAUCCAGUGCCUCAGUCCAGCCCUGUGCCCCCCCCCCCUCCCCACCCUCACCCCCCGGCGGUGCCUUAGCGUCUCGCGUCCCCAAGCCAGCGGUGGGACCUUGAGCCAGACUAUCUUCAGUUUUCUAACCCCCUUCGUCCACCAGUGGCUUCGUGUUUACAAGCCUGGCCGUUUAGGCUGUGUGCCAAAUAGCAUACUGCUUCCCAAUCAUCACUCUUCUCGGCCAGGGAGGACUCCAGGAUUGGGACAGUGAGUCUACAAUGUGGAUUAGGCCGAGGCUAUUCCUAACUCUAGACUAAAAUAUGACUUUAAAUAGUGGCCCACUGUUACACAUACAAAACAAAGCGGAUCAAAGAUAUUAUCAUCAUCAUCAUCAUCAUCAUUCUUAGGUGAAACCAACUGAUGCAAUUUAUCAAGUGUUGCCCAUGGAUUGCCAAAUCAUGUCGGUUGAUGGCUGAAAUUUGGUUUUAAAGAUGUUCUAUUCUGUAUUAUAUAUAUAUUAUAUUAUAUUCUCCACACAAAAGUUUUAGGCAAAAUGCAAAUUAUGAGGUAAUGCAGCGUAUAGUGUACAUGCCAACUCUGCGUUCACAAUCAUAUGCCAACUCUGCGUUCACAAUCAUAUGCCAACUCUGCGUUCACAAUCAUAUGCCAACUCUGCGUUCACAAUCAUAUGCCAACUCUGCGUUCACAAUCAUGGAUACACAUGAUGCCAACUCUGCGUUCACAAUCAUGGAUACACUGCUUACCUGCUGCUGAACUGCUAUAAGGGGUCUUCGCCUUUUCUGCGCCCCAUGACUGCCAAAUGUCUGUUUACAUCUCAGUACGUGUGGAAGCAUUACAUUGUAUGCCAAG
Messenger RNA from Clupea harengus (Atlantic herring), 3713 nucleotides. It is a transcript of the gene capn1, whose product is annotated as calpain 1. The transcript has 22 exons. The record is from RefSeq and is a predicted model, not a curated record. The coding region runs from base 716 to 2830 and encodes 704 amino acids. Gene Ontology annotation, molecular function: calcium-dependent cysteine-type endopeptidase activity; calcium ion binding. Gene Ontology annotation, cellular component: cytoplasm. NCBI's taxonomy places the organism in Eukaryota, Metazoa, Chordata, Actinopteri, Clupeiformes, Clupeidae. Gene Ontology annotation, biological process: proteolysis.